ACAGGUGAUGCUGGAUCUUGCACGUAUCAUUUUUGAAGAGCAAAGUACAAUAGAACAGAUGGUCUACCGCAUCAUGACACACACACAGAGUUUACUGCAAUGUGAACGUGUGCAGAUCCUUUUGGUGCAUGAAGCAUCUCAGGGAACCUUUUCACGAGUGUUUGAUUUGGAGGUGAAGGAUCUGCAGGGAAAGGAUGCCGAGACCCGCACAAGUCCCUUUGAGUCACGCUUCCCCAUCAACAUUGGUAUCACAGGCCAUGUUGCCACUACAGGGGAGACAGUCUGCAUACCAGAUGCUUAUCAGGACUCCAGAUUUGACCAGUCAGUGGACGAACACACCAACUUCCGGCACCGUUCCAUCUUGUGCAUGCCCAUCAGAAACACGGCAGGCAAAAUUGUGGGCGUUGUCCAGCUGAUCAAUAAAUUUGACAACCUUCCCUUUACCACCAAUGAUGAGAAUUUCCUAGAGGCCUUUGCCAUCUUCUGUGGGAUGGGCAUUCACAAUACACGAAUGUAUGAAAAAGCUGUGAUAGCAAUGGCCAAGCAGAAAGUUACACUAGAAGUGCUUAGCUAUCAUGCUGCAGCUCCAAGAGAAGAUGCAAUGAAACUAAUGAAAGUGAAGAUACCUUCAGCUCAGGCCUUCAGAUUGUAUGAUUUCAAGUUUGAUGACUUUAGCUUAGAUGAUGAUGGAAGUUUAAAGGCUUGCCUUAGGAUGUUCCUUGACUUGGACCUCAUAGGAAGGUUCCAUAUAGAAUAUGAAGUCCUGUGUCGCUGGUUGUUGAGUGUUAAGAAGAACUACCGCAAUGUCACAUAUCACAACUGGCGGCAUGCAUUCAAUGUUGCACAGAUGAUGUUUGCCAUCAUUACAACUACCCAGUGGUGGAAGGUGCUGGGUGAACUCGAGUGCCUGGCUCUACUUGUUGCCUGUUUGUGCCACGACCUCGACCAUCGGGGCACCAACAAUUCAUUUCAGAUCAA
Molecule: messenger RNA, 978 nt
Organism: Penaeus monodon (black tiger shrimp)
Lineage: Eukaryota; Metazoa; Arthropoda; Malacostraca; Decapoda; Penaeidae
Product: dual 3',5'-cyclic-AMP and -GMP phosphodiesterase 11-like
Biological process (GO): signal transduction
Molecular function (GO): protein binding; 3',5'-cyclic-AMP phosphodiesterase activity; 3',5'-cyclic-GMP phosphodiesterase activity
Source: RefSeq, a predicted model, not a curated record